UUAAAUCAACUUCUACUGGAAAAAAUGCUAAAAAUAGCAUUCUUUCCAGUUUCAAAAAAUAUACAUCAGCUACAGUUGAGGAGCUUUCAGAUUAUUUAAAGCUCGAGGAGAUUGAUUUUGAUUGUGAUCC
This is a messenger RNA of Racocetra fulgida, 130 nucleotides long. The record is from the annotation of a GenBank genome assembly. Lineage: Eukaryota; Fungi; Glomeromycota; Glomeromycetes; Diversisporales; Gigasporaceae.